Molecule: messenger RNA, 7345 nt
Organism: Anguilla anguilla (European eel)
Lineage: Eukaryota; Metazoa; Chordata; Actinopteri; Anguilliformes; Anguillidae
Product: peripheral-type benzodiazepine receptor-associated protein 1-like
Exons: 32
Coding region: 374-6367 (1997 amino acids)
Biological process (GO): neuromuscular synaptic transmission
Molecular function (GO): protein binding
Source: RefSeq, a predicted model, not a curated record
UUGGGGCUGCCGAAUGAACGUUUUCGUCUGGCUCGAUCCUUGCAGCUGGUGUGCCGACGUUGCUGUCGUUUUCCAGAAAAAUAAAGCUGUGUUUGUAAUUAUGACAUUUCCUAGCCACAAAUAAGGAUGAUUGAAAUGCUUCUCGUUUGAAAAACAUUAUGUACAGUGUGGUGCAUUCGUAAAGUUUUUUCUUUUGUUUAACGAGGUCUGGUGAGGACCACAAGACAGCAUUUCAAAAUGAUGUUUCCAAAUCAAUAGACCGUCCUGCAUGAACCAUUUCCCGCCCGCCAUUUGAGUUGCCCAUGUCCUCCUCAGAGCCGAGCACGGCUCCUCCCCGUCCGCUUGCUGUGCUGUGACAGGGUCCGACCCGGCCAUGGGCAAGGACGGCAAUAACGGUUUCAUUCUCUCGUCUAAGAAGGCCGCCUGCCGUUACCGCGGCGAGCAGGGGCGGGAGGUGGAGAAGCUGCGCGCCGCCCUAGAGGCAGAGAAGAGCAAGAGCAGGCAGGCGCAGCGGAAGCUGGCGGUGGAGCUGAGGCGUCUCCGGGAGGCCGCCGAGCAGGAGCGUCUGAAGGCGGAGCGGGACCUGACCUCCAGGCAUGAGCAGGAGAAGGCCCUGGAGCUGCUGAGGCUGCGGGAGGCGCUGCAGAGGGAGCGCCACGCCGAGGUGCGCAGGAUCCUGCGCCUCAAAGGGGAGGAGCUGCGGGCCGCCGGCGGCGGCCUGGAGAAGGAGCGAGAGUCCGCCCGCAGGCAGGCCCGGGAACUGCAGCGCCAGCUGGCCCGGGGACCCGUUGGCAGGUCCGGCUCCUGCAGGGCGGCGGGGAGGAGGGCUCCCGGUUGCCCGGGCAACCUGGUGACCUACCAGCGGCUCGAGCGGGUCCUCCAGCAGCUGCGGCGGGAGGCGGAUGGCGAGCGGGCCGCCCUCGUCCGACGCCUCGGAGAGGAGCUGGAGCUGGAGAAGAGCUACUUCCUCCGCCACCUGCUGGAGGCGCACGGCUGGGCGGAGCCGGAGGUGAGCGGGCGGAGCAGGCGGAGGUCCUCCAGCUGCUCCCAGCUCCUCGGCAGGCCCGCGAAGGCCGAGCCGGACCACGCCCGCGGCGGACAGCGCGUGUCCCGCUCCCGGUCCUUGCCGCAUAAGUCGAGGAGCGCCUCACCGGUCCCCGAGAAAAGCGACGAGGGAGACCCGCCCCGCACCUCCCGCUGCUCCUCCUCGGCGAAGGAGGUGUCUUUCUGCAGCAGCGCGUCUUCGGAGUCGCGCUCCACGCAGACCUCGCCCGCUGAAGGGUGGAUGUCCGUCCUCCAGCACUCCGUCACGGAGUCGGCCGUGUUGGACGAGUCCUCCCUGUCCAAAUGCUCUCUCUCCGACAUGGAAAGCACGAAUGGCACAGAUUACGGAUACCUGGUGCGGCAGAACUCGGAGUUGCUGCGGGCACUGGACGAGCUGGAGAAGACUUGUGCGGCUCUGAAGGAAGAGAAUGGCCUUCUGCGCAAGAGCAGCUCCCCGGAGACGGAGGAGAAGGUGAAGAGGCUGAAGAGGAAGAACGCCGAGCUGGCCGUCAUCGCCAAGCGCCUGGAGGACAGGGCUCGCAAGCUGCAGGAGGCUAACCUCAAAGUGGUGAACGCGCCCGUCCCGAUGAAGGCGGGGGCGGUGGAGCAGUACAAGCGGGCCUUCGCCCGGCAGCGGGCGCGGGACCUGGCCCAGCACGCCGACACCCUGCUCUCCAAGGACAAGGAGAUCGCCGCCCUGCAGCAGGAGUGCAGGGAGCUGCAGGCCCGGCUCGGCACCGGGAAGGGUUCCCCCAGCCCCUCCGGGGUCCCGGAGUUCGAGCGCCUCCUGCGGGAGUCCCAGAAGGAGGUGCUGAGGCUGCAGAGGCAGCUGUCCGUGUCGUCCUGCAGAGAGCCGUCCGUCGCCAGGAGCGACAAGGACAAGGCGGCACCGGAGACCCCUUCGCCUGCGGUGGAUGAAGCCCCAGCCCGGAGCGAGGAGGCUCGGGGUGAGGAGGAGGAGAAGGAGGAGCAGGGGGCGCCAGUGAGCCCGGAGCCCGCAGUCUGCCUCCCCAGCGCGGACCAGUCUGAGGAGCAGCGGCUGCAGCUGCUGGAAAGCGAGCUGUGCAAGAAGAGGAAAGAAUGCGAGAACCUUGAGCACGAAGCAAGGAAACGGCAGAAGAGAUGUCUGGAUUUGGAGAGCCGGCUGGAGGACGAGCAGGGCAGGAAUGAGCGAUUAGAGGAGGAGGCCGACCGUCUGAGGGGGAAGGCACAGCUGCUCGACCAGGUCCAGGUUGAGAAUGAGGUGCUGAGGGACGACCUCUCUGACGUGACCGCUCAACGCAAUUCAGUGCUCGAGGAGAACCAGAGACUCCGCGCCAAACUGGAGAACCUAGAGCAGGUCCUAAAGCAUAUGCGAGAGGUAGCUGAGAGAAGGCAGCAGUUGGAACUGGAACAUGAGCAGGCUCUGGCUAUCCUCAAAUUCAAGCAGGAUGAGAUCAAGCGGCUGCAGCGGGCCCAGUUUUUUGCCAAGAGGGAACAUGAGGGGGUUGUGCAGAUGCUGGAGGAGUUGACCCAGCUAGUGUUGCAGAGAGAGCUGUCGAAGGUGCGAGACCUGGAGGAGAAAUGCAGAAGCCAGAGCGAGCAGUUCGGCCUGCUCUCCCAGGAGCUGGAGAGGUUCCGCCUGCAGACCGGCAAGAUGGACGCAGGCAGCAGCUCCACGCUACCCAAUCCGGGCCUCUCCCACCUGACCAAUGGGAUCGGGCUGGGCGGGGAGAGAGAGUCUCUGAGCUCGUGGGAUUUGAUCAGUCUGGGGGACGUCGCCUUCUGGAGUCUGGAAGGGAGUGACGGUCCAUUUUGCGACCUGUCUCUGCAGGGUAUACAUUACCUGGGGCCCGUUCCCCGCCCCGCGGCCGCCGCUCACGGGCCGGGCCCGGCGCCGGGCCGGGCCGACCGGUCGCCCGGCACCCGUCACCGAGAGCUGCCGACCAUCAGCGCCAAGUCGGGCUCCACCUCCAGCACCCCCAAGUCCGACUCCAAGCACCUCACCCCCAAGUCCGAGUCCCUCCCUCACAGCCCGCGGAAGUCGUCCCCUACGCACGAGGUCGACACGGCCAGUGAGGUGGAGGAGCUGGACAUUGAUGUUUCCCCGAUUCCGUACCCCGGGAGCAGAGUCGCCGCUAAGCUGCAGGUCUUCAUUGCCAGAUACAGCUACAACCCCUACGACGGUCCCAAUGACAACCCAGAAGUAGAACUGCCACUCACGGCUGGAGAGUACAUCUAUGUCUACGGAGAUAUGGAUGACGAUGGCUUCUACGAAGGGGAGCUGAUGGACGGGCGGAGAGGGCUGGUCCCCUCCAACUUCGUGGAGCGGGUUUCCGACGACGACAUGAUGAGCCUGCACCCCCCGGAGGCGGGCGAGCUCUCGCACGGCUCCUUCCAGGACAGCAGCCUGCACAGCGAGAAGCACCUGCGCUUCAGCCUCAGCAGCUCGGGCCGGGCCGAGCCGCCCGCCCCCGACAGGGCCCCGGCCCCGCUGGCCAACGGCCUGGACCUGGACGCGGAGGAGGCGGGCCUGGACUCAGUGCCUUACCCGCGCAAGCUGACCCUGAUCAAGCAGCUGGCCAAGAGCAUCAUCAUCGGCUGGGACCCGCCCCUGGUGCCCGCCGGCUGGGGCAACGUGUGGGGCUACAACGUCUUCGUGGACGAGGAGCUGCGGCUCAACGUGCCCUUCGGCGCGCAGACCAAGGCCGUGCUGGAGCGGCUGGACGUGGGCCUCAGGUCCUACCGGGUGUCCGUGCAGAGCCUGACGGACAGGGGGGGCUCGGACCGGCUCCGCUGCAGCCUGCUGGUGGGCCGCGACGUCAGCGUGGCCCCCACCGGCCUGAGGGCGGACUGCGUCGCCGCCACCUCCGCCAACCUCGCGUGGUUGCCCAGCAACAGCAACUACGUGCACGUAGUGUCUUUGAACGACGAGGAGCGGGAGCUGGUGAAGGCCGGCAGCUACUCGCUCUGCCUGAGCAACCUGGAGCCCAACAAGCAGUACAGGGUGAAGGUGGAGGCCCGGCCCCACCGCACCCCCUGGGAGCUGCCCCUGGAGCGGAGGGAACACAAGAGUGCCACGACCUCCUUCACCACGCUGAUGGCAGGGCCUCCCGACGCCCCGCUGGACGUGCAGCUGGAUUUGGGCCCCACCCCCGGCAUCGCGCUCAUCAGCUGGCUCCCCGUCACCAUCGACGCCGCCGGGACCUCCAACGGCGUCCGGGUGACGGGGUACACCAUCUUUGCCGACAAGAACAAAGUGUUGGAGGUGUCCUCCCCGACGGCGGGCAGCGCCUUGCUGGGCCCGUCCCAGAUCCACGUCCUCAAGUCCGCCAGCGAGCUGACGGUGCGGACCACGUCCCCCCACGGCGAGUCCGUGGACUCCGCGCCCAUCAAAGUCCAGCCGAGACUCCUGGCCAUCACGACGGGCCCGGUUCCUCCUCCCCACCCGUCCCCGCCCGCCUGUUCUGACGCCGCCGCCUCCCUCGACCCCGCCCCUCGCGCCACGCCCCCACCGACGGACAACGCUUCUGCCAAACCGCCCACGCCGUUCCACUCCCCGCCACUAGAGGCGCACUCCGCUCCCAGAGGGUCCUCCGCUGGCGCUCCCAAAGCGGAGCCCUCCUACGCCGAGGCCUGGGCGGACCCCUCCGUCUCCGUCGGAGACGUCCCCGUCGUCACGCACAAGGUCUCCGUGGCGUCUCCACCCCGCAGCCAGCUCACGGUCAGUGUGGCCAUGUCGUCCGGCACCGACGAGGCCUUGGAGUCCCACAAAGACCCAGACAGCCCGGGGGCCCGGCGGCCGGCCGUGUCCCUCUCCGAAUUCCUGGAGGAGGCGGUGUCCAGCACCGAGCCCAGCGCCCCCCUCACCGUCUCCUCACAGCCCCUUCUCACCACCUCCUCCCAGGCCCCUCCCACCGCCUCCUCCCAGGCCCCUCCCACCACCUCCUCCCAGGCCCCUCCCACCGCCUCCUCCCAGGCCCCUCCCACCGUUCCCCAGGCCCUUCCUGCUGCUCCCCAGGACCCCCUGAACCCGCCGGACACCCACCCACUGCGGCCGGUCCACCCCUCCCCGCUGGAGUCGGAGACGGAGGACGACAGCGCACAGAGCGCCCGGCUGGUGUCCAUCGAGGAGUUCCUGGACCCCGGCGACGGAGGCUACGCAAAGAGACGCCAGGACUACGCGGCGGGCCCGGCGGAGCCGCUGAGCGAGUACCAGGCGGAGAGCAGCCGCGGCUCGGACCUGUCGGACAUCCUGGAGGAGGAGGAGGAGGACCUGUACUCGGACCCCGCCGGGGAGGAGAGGAGCCGGGGCUACGGCGCGGGAGGAGCGGCGGUCCGGGAAACCCUCGGCAGCGAGGACCCCCAGCUGGCCGAGGCGGCGGCGGCGGCGGCCUGGUACGGGCAGAGCUCGCCGAAGCAGGGCCGCGCCGAAGCGACGCAACCCAAAGACGGACAGCUGGAGGCGGAGCCUGAGAGGCUGGUUGCCGACGGCGAGGUGCGCAUCUUCGUGGCCCUCUUCCCCUACGACCCCGCCGUCAUGUCCCCCAACCCGGACGCCGCCGAGGAGGAGCUGCCUUUCAAGGAGGGGCAGAUUAUCAAGGUGCACGGGGAGAAGGACGCCGACGGUUUCUACCGCGGGGAGUGCGGCGGCCGCCUGGGCUACGUGCCGUGCAACAUGGUGUCCGAGAUCCAGGUGGACGACGAGGGGACCCGGGACCAGCUGCUGCAGCAGGGCUUCCUGUCCGCAGAGGCGUCCAUGGAGAAAAUAGUGGAAUCUGCCGGUGUUUGGGAGGACAGUGUAGACUCGAGUAGAGGUUCCAGCCAGCCUGUCGGCGGACCUCAGUCCCUCGCCCCCCGCAGGAUGGUGGCCAUCUUCGAUUACGACCCCCGGGAGAGCUCCCCCAACGCCGACGUCGAGGCCGAGCUCAAAUUCAGUGCCGGGGACGUCAUCUACGUUUUUGGGGACAUGGACGACGAUGGAUUCUUUUACGGCGAAGUGAACGGGCAGAAGGGUCUGGUGCCGUCCAACUUCCUGCAGGCCCUUCCUGAGGCUGGGGCCGAGGCGGCCGGGGGCCCCGUGGGGGACCAGGGGACGUCAGAGAGCAGGCGGGAGUCCCAGGCGAGCCUGACCGUGUCAGAGGACCCGCCCGCACCCUCGAUAGCCGCAGAAGAGGAGUCCCCCCCAGCUCCCGAGCCGGCCCCCAGCACCUCUCCCCCCCGCCCCCCUCCCUCAGAGAGCCCCACUCAGACUGACGCCUCUCCCCCAGGAAAGAAGAAGAAGGGCUUCUUCUCCAAAGGGAGGAAACUGCUCAAAAAACUGGGCUCCAGCAAGAAGGACUGAUGCCAGGACAGCCUCCCUUUCUUUUUUUAGCAGAAAGCACUUUUUAACUUCAGUUUUUAUUCUGUUCAGUGCUGGUUAUUAAGGACACUGGCCGUCCUCUCCCAGAGAUGCAUUGAGAAAAUGUUGACCAUCUCUGGAGAUUCCUAUAAGCACUUAAAGUUUGUUUGUCCAUUGAGCAUUUGACCUGGCUUUCACUGCUGUUAUUGAACGAGGAGAUGGCAUUGCAAGGCUUUGAAGCUGCAUGUUUAAGUAGGGUACACUUCCUUUGCCCUUUUAACUGCUCAAAUCCCUUCACCAGAAGAGCUUACUAUUACUCCUGGCUGUCUAUUAGGCUUAUGUCAAAAGCUGGAAUAUAUUUGUGCAUAAUUGUUAACAAUAGAAGCAAUUCAGAGGUAAAACCUAGUAUGCCACAUGGUUUUAUAGUUGUAUGACUCCAUACCUUCGGAAACACCCACGGGAGUGUUACUUAUUGUUUUAUGUGCGAGUUGACCUGUAAAUGGUUUCUUAGCUAUUGUUCAAUGCCGGAUGGAAGGUAUUCUCUCCUUGUUCCUCUUUUGGGUUGUUCACACUUAUCAAGUGGGUUGAAAAGGGACUGAGUUUUAAAUGGAUUUAAUCUGUUCAGUGGUAAUUGCAUGUUACUUGUCUGAGGUGUUUUUAUAAGUGUUUUAAUGUCUUCGGCGUUUGAAAUACCACCCUGUUCAUGCACUAUUGGUUUGUUCGGUGCGGCAGUUUGCACAUACAAUAAGUGUGGCCGUGUUUGUGCGGUAGCAUACAUGAGCUUAUUGGCCAUGCUUUUGCCGACGUGGAGCUGUCGGAUGAUCGCAAGAUCUUUUUUUUAGUGUGACAGCUCCUGGGUAUUCAGAAAUGCUUCAGUAUUCAUUGGCUUUCUAAUGAAAACGAUGCAGCGUGAAAUAUUAUUUGUGUUGCCGACAAACUUCCCCCCCGCCGCCCCCCCCCCCCCCCACCACCACCACCACC